Messenger RNA from Ostrea edulis (European flat oyster), 958 nucleotides. RefSeq lists its product as uncharacterized. Gene Ontology annotation, cellular component: extracellular region. Lineage: Eukaryota; Metazoa; Mollusca; Bivalvia; Ostreida; Ostreidae. The transcript is spliced from 4 exons. The record is from RefSeq and is a predicted model, not a curated record. Gene Ontology annotation, biological process: intracellular calcium ion homeostasis. Gene Ontology annotation, molecular function: hormone activity. The coding region runs from base 119 to 841 and encodes 240 amino acids.
AACGCUUCAUAUGCAUGAGUGACUCAGAGGUCCUUAAUGACGUCAGAUCCCCUCUAUAUAUACUGAACAAUUUGUCGUUUGGUAAUCACUGACUGCGUGAAGCAAACUAAUAAGUGUCAUGUUUGGUAAAACACUGGUUGGUUUGCUCCUGUUUGUGACUCUGUCCAGUGCCUUUGUCGUGGACUUUGUCCAGGACCUGUUUUCUUCCUGCAGUGAUGCUAAAAACCCUAUAAACCCCGUGCAAGACACAUCGCCGACAUGUUUGCAACAAGCAACAUCGGGUUCUUGUAGUUUCUUCAACUGCUUUGAACAGCGGUACCCUUGUAGUAAUUGUGGCUUUAACAAACACUAUGGUACAUACGACUGCGAGAAGUUUUACCUACCUGUCUACUAUAACCAAUUCAAUGAUCUGGGAAAACGCUGGAUCAAGGCAACAGGCGACUGUCUUAUCAACACACUGAAGCAGUUCUACACACAGGACAGUGUCCGAUGUCGGAUGGUGAAAACAACCAUGAUGGAUCACGUAUCCACCUGUUACCUACGCAACGCCGCCAACAUAAGUUUUUGCGACAUUUUCUGGGACAACAGAAACGCCCUCAUGGGAGUGUACGAGGCUGAGAGCUUUCUGCAACCAACAGAAAUGCAUAGGAUAUUGUUUGAGGUUCUACAGAUAGGAACUAGCUGUACUGGGGACCAUGUAUCGGAAUUUCGGACACUGGUGAUGGAAAGGAUUACACCUGUCGUCUCCCAGGCCGGGGAUCGUUUGCGGGAAGCCGGGGAUCACUUGCAGGAAGCCGGAAGACGAGUUGGAAACUGGCUCAGCAACAUAUUUUCUAAGUAAAAGUCAGCUCGACUUUAUUCACGAAAUCCACGAUAUUUUGCAUAAUGUCAGUUUAUUUUCUCAUGAUUCAAAGUUAUCGCAUUUGUUGGUACUUUAUUAAAGAUGUUUUUUCUUCAA